Messenger RNA from Akanthomyces muscarius, 2673 nucleotides. RefSeq lists its product as uncharacterized. The transcript is spliced from 2 exons. Gene Ontology annotation, molecular function: structural constituent of nuclear pore; protein binding. Gene Ontology annotation, cellular component: nuclear pore. NCBI's taxonomy places the organism in Eukaryota, Fungi, Ascomycota, Sordariomycetes, Hypocreales, Cordycipitaceae. The coding region runs from base 1 to 2673 and encodes 890 amino acids. Gene Ontology annotation, biological process: ribosomal small subunit export from nucleus; protein import into nucleus; mRNA export from nucleus. The record is from RefSeq and is a predicted model, not a curated record.
AUGCCCAAGGUUAAGUGCUACUCGGCAGCUUGGCUGUCGAAAAAUGCUCCCGGGCAUCAGCUCUUUGAACCCACGCCCGAGGCCGUCCGCUCGCGAGCGCUCACGUCGCCAUACGCCAGCAAGAAGAAGACUGCUCUGGGCCCGCGACGGACAAUUGCGCGACGCGGCACAGAGGUGUUUGUAGCCGUGGGUAAGGAAAUUCGAUGGGGUGACCUGGCCUACAUCAAGGACCGAUGGGCGAGCAACCCCAGGGAGCGCCGCGGCUCUAGCACUCGCAUUAAACGCGAGGAUUCAAACGUGAAUAUGGAGGACAUUCCGUCCAUUGAGACUGUCGGAGGAGGACUGAGAACAAUCAAGGUCCCAGUUGCCGACGAUAUUCGACAGCUCAUCAUCUCCCCCAACACGAACUUCCUCGCUAUCCUUACAACUCACACUAUUCACAUCUGCACGAUACCCGACUCGCAACACCUGACAAGCGAGGAUACUACCCCGCUGAAGCCCAAGAUCUUUACCCUUGGUCCCACCACCCAUGUCACAUCGCGAUCGCCCAUCAUGUCCGCAGUCUGGCAUCCGCUAGGUGUCAAUGGAACAUGCAUUGUCACUGUGACGGCCGAUGCGAUCGUGAGAGUCUGGGAGCUGUCUACCGGAGACCGCUGGUCCUUCGAUACCCCCACAACCUCCAUAGACCUGAAAAAGUUGGCAGACGGCACGACCGUAGACCAAGAUUUCUCUGCCUCGACCUCGGCCACAAACAAAGGCUUCUCUCCCGAUUCCUUCGAAAUGGAAGUUGCAGCGGCGAGCUUCGCAAGCAAAGGAACCGGAGGCUGGAACCCAAUGACUCUGUGGGUGGCUAUGCGCGAAGGAGACGUUUACGCUCUUUGCCCACUCCUGCCCCAGCGCUGGGCCCCUCCUCCCACGCUCAUUCCUUCACUCUCAGUCUCUAUUGUGGCCACAGUCGGUAGCAUUGAAGAUGAUGCUUCGAUAGACGACAACGAGAAGCUUCUAGCUCAACAGCAGCUCCAGUGGAUGGGUGAUUUGGAUUCCCAAGAACCUCAGAUAGUCGACAGCACGGCUCUGGGUGAACCUCCUAUUGAAGUAUACACCCGACCUUCUCGACCUGGUGUUACUCCUCGCCUUCAAGGGCCCUUUGACCUCGUCUCUGAUCCCGAGACCGGUGAUGAGCUAGACACCUCUGUCACUGACAUCAUGGUUAUUGGCAAAAAGACCGAAACAGAUGAUCUGAUGCUGGGAGAAGACGACGAGUACGAGCUUGAUCUGGACACUGGCGACCAAGAAGGCCUCUCGCUUGCAGUCAUUUGCCUGUUGUCCACCAGCGGCCAGGUGCGUGUUUACCUGGAUAUGAACGGUGUCCAAGCGCAGUGGUUACCGCCAAAGAACAAAUUCAAGAACAUCAGGUCCUUUGGGGAAGUCGCAAUUCCGUCAUUACUUGCAUUCCAAGCGCUCGACACCAUGACACCUGUCGAGGUUACAGAAGAGAGCUGGCCUGUAUUUAGCGCUGACGCUUUGUCACGAUACAGCUUCUUUGUGACGCAUCACGCCGGCAUCACAUUCAUAUCUCUUGCAUCGUGGAUCUUCCGUCUUGAAGGAGAGCUGUCAGGGGACUUCGAAGCUGGCACAGACUUCAGAAUCGGGCUGCUCGUCAACUCCCAAUCUAGCAGAGAAAGAGUUUACGCCCAGCCUGCCGCAGAUGCGGCUGUACCUCUCACAGGGUGUGUUGUUCUAAGAGAUCCAGACGUUGGAUAUUUCCUCCUCUCAGCCACCCCUUACGAGCCUAUUGCCGUUACCUUUGAGAGCCCAGAAAUGGAAGUUGUUCCUGUCCGCCAGGAGGCUAGCCCCGAGCGUGAGCGCGAACGCGAAGCUAGCAUGGCCCCUCUCGAUUUCUACGAGCCUCGCCCUAUCUACAACCCACCGCACGUGUUUGACCAGGGGUCAUCGCUGCCGCUGCUUUUAGAAAGAUUACGCACGUCCCGUCACAAGACCUUAGUUAGCCAAGAGGUCAAACUUAGUCCGUUGACGUUGCAAAUCUUUACCGAUGCUCACAAGAUUCUAAGCGAGGAGACAUACAAGCUGGGAGUAUCUGCCGCUGAAAUUUUCAGACGCUGCGAGCUCCUGCAAAAUGAGCUGAAGCAGCAAGUCUCUAAGGCCAACGAGGUCAAGGGCAAGAUUGACGCCAUCAAUGGCGUUGACCGCGACGACGAAAGCGACAACAUCAUGUAUGAGCGUCGCAUUUCUGAAGCGCGCAAGCGGCAAGAGGCUAUUGCUCAGCGUGUCGAGAAUCUCCGCAAAAUUGUUGGCAAGGCGACAACGCGCGACCUGAGCAACAAGGAGCGUGCAUUCAUGGAAGAGGUGCGCGCACUGAGCACAAGCGUCUCAGGGCCCGCCGCUUCUGAGGAGGAGCGAGACGUCCGGUCACAGUCUCAGGAGCUGUGGAAGCGUCUGGACAAUGUCAAGAAGCUCCAGUCCGAGCUCGCGGCCAAUGUGGAAGCGCUCAAGAAGAGCGGACAGGCGGACACGCCGUCGACGCCAGAGCUGCGCAUCCCGCAGGAUAUACGUCGCAGCAAGAUGCAGCAAGUGCAAGGGCUGCUGUCGCGCGAGACGGCGCUGGUGGACGCGGUGACGUCGCGGCUGGAGAGGCUGCAGGCCACUGUAUAA